Xenopus laevis (African clawed frog) is the source of this 1236-nucleotide messenger RNA. RefSeq names its product ribosomal protein L6 S homeolog (gene rpl6.S). Lineage: Eukaryota; Metazoa; Chordata; Amphibia; Anura; Pipidae. Gene Ontology annotation, molecular function: structural constituent of ribosome; RNA binding. Gene Ontology annotation, biological process: cytoplasmic translation; ribosomal large subunit assembly; translation. Bases 426 to 1202 code for a protein of 258 amino acids. The transcript has 7 exons. Gene Ontology annotation, cellular component: cytosolic large ribosomal subunit; cytosol; endoplasmic reticulum. The record is from RefSeq and is a predicted model, not a curated record.
CGCGAAGUCGGCAGAGAGGGGCUUUUGUAUUCUAGCUGCUAACCCAAAGUACACCUUUAUAAACUUGACCAGGGACUACUAUAAUAGGGUAUGAUAUAUGUGCUGGCUACAAUUUAAGAAGAAAUAUUCUGUAUACAGCUUCUGGAUGCAAUUGGACGACCGGCCUUUAUUAUUUCAUCACUUCCGGCUUCAUAGUAUGGCGAGAUAGUCUUAUUUGUUUUCGCUUUUAACUGUCAGCAAGAUAACAGACCGCAGACUAAACGUAUCAUUUGAUGAAGUGACUGAAACGGCUUCCGACAGUCAAGCGGAUAGUAACGGACUGGUGAACUACGUUUCCCAGAGUUCCCCUCGGCGGUUGUGACGUAGCGCGACAGGUUCUUAUACGUGCGUCGGCCGGAUGUUAAUUCUUUUUCCUUACAGCCAAGAUGGCGGGAGAACAGCCCGUUAAGAAGGCCCGGAAGCACCAUUGCAGUCGCAACCCAGUACUGGCCCGGGGUAUUGGGAAGUAUUCCCGCUCUGCCAUGUAUGCUAGGAAGGCCCUUUAUAAACGCAAGUUCAAGGCCCCAAAGACUAAGAUUGAGAAGAAAAAGGAUAUACCUAAAGUAACUGUAACCAAGACAGUUGGUGGAGAUAAAAAUGGCGGUACCCGUGUGGUGAAGUUGCGUAAAAUGCCCCGUUAUUAUCCCACGGAAGAUGUUCCCCGAAAACUGUUGAGCCAUGGAAAGAAGCCUUUCAGCCAGCACAAACGCAAGCUGCGGUCUUCAAUCACUCCUGGAACAGUCUUGAUUCUUCUCAAUGGACGCCACAGGGGAAAGCGUGUUGUCUUCUUGAAACAACUUCCAACUGGCCUUCUACUUGUAACAGGGCCCUUGGCUAUAAACAGGAUUCCUCUAAGGAGGGCUCACCAAAAGUUUGUCAUUGCCACAUCUACUAAGGUCGAUAUCUCAACUGUCAAGAUUCCCAAGCAUCUAACAGACUCCUACUUCAAGAAGAAGAAGCUGCGCAAACCUAAGCAUCAGGAGGGCGAGAUCUUUGACACUGAGAAAGAGAAAUAUUCAGUUACACAACAGCGCAAAGCAGAUCAGAAAUUUGUGGACUCUCAGCUCUUGCCUCUUAUCAAAAAAGAGCCUCAGCUACGGGGCUACCUGCGUUCUGCAUUCUUCCUGUCAAAUGGAAUGUACCCUCAUAAACUGGUCUUUUAAAAAGUGGGCUUAUUAAAAAGUAUCUUGUGGAAAA